Molecule: messenger RNA, 9697 nt
Organism: Alligator mississippiensis (American alligator)
Lineage: Eukaryota; Metazoa; Chordata; Crocodylia; Alligatoridae
Gene: ZFHX2
Product: zinc finger homeobox 2
Exons: 10
Coding region: 234-7532 (2432 amino acids)
Biological process (GO): regulation of transcription by RNA polymerase II; brain development; regulation of neuron differentiation
Cellular component (GO): nucleus
Molecular function (GO): RNA polymerase II cis-regulatory region sequence-specific DNA binding; zinc ion binding; DNA-binding transcription factor activity, RNA polymerase II-specific
Source: RefSeq, a predicted model, not a curated record
GCCGGUGCCAUUGUGCUGGCAGCCGCCGCGGGUGCGGAGCGGAGCGGAGCGGGCGCGGCCGCGUGUAAAUCAAUGGGGAAGCCCCGGCGGCCGCAUCGAUCCGGGGCGGCCUGAGCUGGGAGCCCCCGGGCGGCCCCGCCCGGCCCAGCCCGGCCCGGCCCCGCCGUUCCCCCGCCGCGGUCUCGGCUCCCACGCUGAGAUGAUCCCUCCGUGCUCCUCCCGCCUCCAUCGCCAUGGACACCCCCUCUAACUCGGCCUCCUCCUCUUCCUCCACCCCCGGCGUUGGCCCACCUGGCCAUGGGCAGGAUGCCCGGCCCCCUCAGGACCCCGCCACCAAAGAACCCCCCCUCCCAGAUGCCCCCGCCUCCCCGCCUGCCCCUGCCGAGCCCCUGAGGCCCAGUCCCGCUGGCCUCCCAGCGGCCAUUUUGUCUGCCCCGCUACUCCCAGCAGGCUUCGGCAUAACGGUGCCGAACCCCUCCCUUGCAACACCCCCCGGAGACACCGCCGAAGAGGAGAGAGAUGAUGAUGCUGAUGAGGAGGAAGAUGAGGAAGACAGAGGCAGAACGGCUUAUCUGCUCUUCUCCCCUGAUGGCUCGGCCUACGUCUUUGCAGACAGCCACGUUCUCUUACCAAAGGGCUACCCCGGCGCCACGGCAACCCUGCCGGUGACCACCCUCCACGUCCAACAUGGCGGCUCCAACCAAGGCUUUAUGUCUGUUGACCAAAUGUCCCAGAAUACCUCAGCGCCGGGCGAGCAGCUCCCACCCGGCGCCUUCCGCAGCUACCGACUAGCCGGGGCCUCCGCUCCCACCACCCCUGCCAAAAACUUUUCCACCGAACCCAAAGAUGCCGCUGCCGACAUGGAGGGGGAAGCCAAAGCUGGGCCAGAUGGAGAACCAACGCGGCCUUCCAUGUGGCUGUGCCUGGUUUGCCGCCUCUCCUUCCGCCGGGGCUGCUCGUUGGCGAUCCAUGCCCGCUCAGCCCAUGGGGCACGGCUGAGCCCCUGGGAGCGCCAGGCCCUGUUGCGAGGGGCUCCUGCUGCAUUCCAGGGCACCACCCUCGGCUUCCUUGAACCAAAUAUCACCACCGGCGGUGCGGACCUCAGCGCUGGAAUGUUUUCUGGAUGGGUGAAUGUAAAAGAGGAGGAGGAGGAGGAGGAGGAAGAGAGCGGCCCCCCUGGAGGACACAAGCCACCCCAUGCCAAAGAUUUGAGGGCUGGAGGCGCAGCCUGGGCUGUUGUGGGGAAGGAAGAGGAGACCCAUGAAGAGGAGGAGGAGGAGGAGGAAGAGGAGGCUGAAGGCCGGAAGGAAGAUAAGGAUGGACUGAGGCCUCUCCUAGACCAAAGUUCCUAUGGCCAAAGCCCAGCCAGGUGCACGGAUGUCCUCAAAGUGCCACCGCUGGGGACAGCCAACAAGGUCAACAUUGGGUUGGCCAACAGUGAGGUCAAGGAUGAGUUCAGUGGCAUUGCCAGCGCUGGGUUGGCCAACGAAGGUUUGGCCAAUGAAGGCGCCAACAUUGGGCUGGCCAACGAAGAUGCCAGCAUUGGACUGGCCAAUGAAGACACCAGUGUCGGGUUAGGCAGUGACAGGGCCAACCCCAACGCUGGCACAGUUGCCAUUGGCUUUGGGGAUGACUACACUGCCCUGGCUUACCCCGGCCUGGCCCUGUCCAGUCAGAUGUCAUUGCUCCAUUCUCGCAACUCUUGCAAGACCCUCAAGUGUCCCAAGUGCAACUGGCAUUACAAGUAUCAGCAGACCUUGGACGUUCACAUGAAGGAGAAACACCCAGAGAGCAACAGCCACUGCGCCUAUUGCAGUGCUGGUGGCCCCCACCCACGGCUUGCCCGAGGCGAGAGCUACAACUGUGGCUACAAGCCUUACCGUUGCGAGGCCUGCAAUUAUUCCACCACCACCAAGGGAAACCUCAGCAUCCACAUGCAGUCCGACAAGCACCUCGCCAACCUCCAGGGCUACCAGGCCAAUGUUGGGGGCGGGUCCCAGGUGGGGCCCCCGCCCACCCCGCCUGCCCCUGUCCCACCCACCCUGGAUGAGAAGGAGGCCAAGGGCAAGAGCUCCUGGCAGUGCAAAGUCUGUAGCUAUGAGACCAGCAUCUCCCGCAACUUGCGCAUCCACAUGACCUCGGAAAAGCAUAUGCAGAAUGUCCUGCUGCUCCACCAAGGGCUGCCCCUGGCUCUGCCUGGGCUUUUGGGGCAGCCUGGCGGGGGCGGGGGAGGGAGCAAACAGAAUGAGCUCUUCCAGUUCUAUGGGACCCAGGCACUGGGCCAGCCCCACCCUCAUCAUGGCCACCUCCACCAAGGAGCCCCUGGCGCUGCCUCUGGACUGCGUGGUGACCCACCACUGGAGGCCUCUCACCUGCUACUGAAUGGCUUCCAGACGCUUGGCUCAGCCGGGAGGAAGGGGCCAGUGUCAGCACCGGGCCAAGUGCCCCCCACCCCAACCUCUGCCCCCGCCCCCACCCCCACACCAGGCCCGGCCCCAGCCCCCUCCUCAGGGGCCUGGGCCCGGCGCUUCGGGUGCCUGGUGUGUGGGCGCUUCGGGGCAGACAGCGUGGAGGAGCUGCUGGGCCACGCCACGGCCCCUCGCCGCCUGCCCGAGGCCGAGUGGAAGGAGGUGGCUGGGGACCUCCACCGCUGCCGCCUCUGCGCCUACGGCACCCAGCUCAAGGCCAACUUCCAGCUGCACCUCAAAACUGACAAGCAUGCCCACAAGUACCAGCUGGCCGCUCACCUACGCGAGGGGGGCGGGGCCGGGGCGGAGCCCCCCCCCAGCCCGGCCCCUGGCCCCGGCCCCACGCCCCCGGCCCCACCACCACUGCACCUGCGCUGCAACCUCUGCGACUAUGAGACCAACGGCAAGGACAAGAUGCGCCUGCACGUGCGCGGGGCCGGGCACCAGGAGGCCGAGCGCGGGUACCAGUUCCUGCUGGAGCUGGAGGCCGCAGCACCGGGCCCUGACCCCCCGCGCUUCCACUGCGGGCUCUGUGAGGCUUCUGCGCCCUCCCGCCUCGCCCUCCUGCGCCACCUCCGCUCCCCCCGGCACCGCCAGGCCUUGGCCCAGCGCCGGCCCCCCGACGAUGGCCUCCAGGCCCAUGUGCACCUAGCCCCAGCCCCGCUGCACCCCACCGGGAAGGACCUGACCUCAGAGCCACCACCCACAGAGAAGGAGGUGCCUGGCAAGGCCCCGCCCCCUGGAGUGGAGGAGGCGGAGCCCCAGCGCCUGGCGGGCGGGGAGACCUCCAGCACGGUGUUUUGCUGCCCCUUCUGCAGCUUCGUGAGUGCAGCAAGCGAGGUGGUGCGGGUCCAUGCCACUGAGCAGCAUGGGCUGCAGCCCAACUAUCGCUGCCCACUGUGCCAAGAGCAGCUGCCCGGGCGCCCGGGGCUGCGCCUCCACCUCGGCCACACCCACAGCGUCGUGCCCGAGUGCAUGGAGCGACUCCUGUUGGUGGCUGUCGCAGUUGAGCCAACCUUUGCCACCAAGGUCCUGCCUGCCCCAGCGCCCGUCCCUGAGCCGCAAGCUGCCCCUGAAGGAGAACCCAGCCCUGGAGUGCCACCCACUGGAGACCCCGCCCCCACGGCGCCCCCACUGUCUGCCCCAUCCCCACCUUCUCCUGCUGCCGACUUGCCCUCCCAGCCCCGCCCGGCUUCUCCCAGCCCCCCAAGGCCCGACGAUAGUGAGGAGGAAGCUGCUGGGGUGCCCACCCCCACGGAGGAGGCACCAGUGGUGGUGCCAAGGGCCCCCGAGGCCACCUCAGACCCACGUCACCCUCUGUCCUACCGCAAAGCCACCAACUUCGCACUGGACAAGUUCCUGGACCCAGCCCGGCCUUUCAAGUGCACCGUGUGCAAGGAGUCCUUCACCCAAAAGAACAUCCUCUUGGUCCACUAUAACUCCGUGUCUCACCUGCACAAGAUGAAGAAAGCCUCAGUGGAGCCUGGCACUCCUGGGGGGCCUCGAGGUGAGUCCGGCCCGCCCGGUGCCCCCCAGCCAGCAUCGGAUAAGCCCUACAAGUGUGCCACCUGUCGGGUGUCCUACAACCAGAGCUCCACCCUGGAGAUCCACAUGCGCUCGGUGCUCCACCAGACCCGCUCCCGUGUGGCCAAGGCCGAGGCGGCUGGGAGGGCUGAGGUGGGAGAGCCCGAGGGGCCCCUGGAGCCGCCAGCCGAGGCAGAAGCCCCCAAGGUGGCAGAGGCGGUGCCAGUGCCCUUUGCGGCGCCCCUCUUCUCACCCCCCCUGCUGCCGCCUUUCCCUGUGGUCCCAGAGUCCCUCCUUAAACUGCAGCAGCAGCAGCUCCUCCUGCCCUUCUACCUUCACGACCUCAAGGGGGCACCCAAGCUAGCCUUGGCUGCCACUCCUGCCCUCACCCUGCCAGCUCCAGCCCCGCCCCUGCUGCUGGGCCCCACCCCCAAGGAGGACCUGCCCCCAGCGCCCGGUCCAGUCAAGCAGGAAGCAGCAGCCGAGGAAGAUGCCAAUGGGGAAGAUGCUAAUGGGGCCGCCAAGGCCUUGCUAGAGAACUUUGGCUUUGAGCUGGUCAUCCAAUACAACGAGGGCAAGCAUGGCACGGGGGUGGGGCCAGGAGGGGCAGGGCCACCGGCAGCAGCAGUGGCACCCCCAGUGACAGCGCCAGCACCGCAGCCGCCAGCUGAGAGGUUGCGGUGUGGGACCUGUGGGAAGCUCUUCUCCAACAUGCUCAUCCUCAAGACCCAUGAGGAGCAUGUCCACCGGCGCUUCCUGCCUUUUGAGGCCCUGAGCCGGUAUGCCGCCCAGUUCCGCAAGAGCUACGACAGUCUGUACCCACCUGCUGAGGGCCCAGCGCCCACUGAGGCCCCGCCCCCUGCCACUGCCACCCCCUUGGACUUCCCGCCGCUCUGCCCGCCCUUCCUGAUGCAGCCCAUGGUGGUGCCACCAGCCGGGCCCAGCCCUGAGGUGGCUCCAACAUGGGGCCUAGCUGAGGGGCGGUGGGUGCGGGGAGAAGAAGAGGAGGCUAUGGCGGGGGCAGAUGGGGCCCGUGGGACUGCCUCUAGCCGCCGCUUCUCCCGCACUAAAUUCACUGAGUUCCAGUCCCAGGCCCUGCAGAGCUUCUUUGAGUCCAGCGCCUACCCUAAGGACGGCGAGGUGGAGCGUCUCUCAGCCCUCUUGGGCUUGGCCAACCGAGUGAUCGUGGUGUGGUUCCAGAACGCCCGGCAGAAGGCUCGCAAGAGUGCAGCUGAGGCUGGGGUGGGAGCUGGAGCAGGAGCUGGGGGCCAACCCAGCUGCAAGAAAUGUGGGGCUGCCUUCCGUUGCAUCUUCGAGCUGGUGAAGCACCUCAAGAAGUGCUAUGACAACCAGCCCCCAGUGGGCACCCAUGAAGAUGAGGAAGAUGCUGGUGAGGAAGAGCAAGAGGAGCCUGAAGCAGAGGAAGAGCCUGAGCCACCACUCGGGGAGGAGGAGGAAGAGGAGAUAGAAGAGGAUGAGCGGGAUCUGCCAGCAGGCACCGGAGACACUAAGGAAGAUGGGCCAGCUGGGAAUGAUGCCCCUGAGUCGGCAGUUGAAGACUCCCCAGCACUUCCCGGCACCCACGGCUCCACCCUACCCACGCCACCAACACUGCUGCCUUUUGGGGAUGGUUCCCGUGGCCCCUGUGGGCCCCUCAAGAGGAAGCAUGAAGACGGAAGCCUGUCACCGGGCACAGGGAGCAGUGGGGAAGGGGAGUCCCCCCGGGACAAGCGCCUCCGCACCACCAUCUUGCCCGAGCAGCUAGAGAUCCUCUACCGCUGGUACCUGCAGGACUCCAACCCUACCCGCAAGAUGCUGGACUGCAUCUCUGAGGAGGUGGGGCUCAAGAAGCGUGUUGUCCAGGUCUGGUUCCAGAACACCCGGGCCCGGGAGCGCAAAGGACAGUUCCGCUGUAGCCCAGGUGCCACCAGCCCAGCCAUCAAACCCACGCCGGUGAAGUUCAGCCCCACCCCUAGUGCUGGGACCCCCAGUCUUGGCUUGGGGGCCCUCCCCACAGCCCAGCUCCCUCCACCACCGUUGAAAGGGGAGCCAGAGGAGCCCGAAGCCUGCAGCCCAUCCGGUGGGGAGCUGAGUGACUCCUCCUCCUCCUCCUCCUUGUCAUCCUUGGGUGACCCAGAGUCGCCAGGUGGACGGGGGCGGGCAGUAGAUGGAGGCACUGGGGCUGGGCCCGAGGCUCUGGGCCAACGCCGGUACCGGACCCAGAUGUCCAGUUUGCAGCUGAAGAUCAUGAAGGCCUGCUAUGAGGCCUACCGCACACCCACCAUGCAGGAGUGCGAGAUCUUGGGGGAUGAGAUUGGCUUGCCCAGGAGGGUCGUCCAGGUUUGGUUCCAGAACGCCCGAGCCAAGGAAAAGAAGGCCAAAGCAGCUACCGGGGAGGUGGGGGGCAGCACUGAUGGGCCGGCUGAGCCGCGGGCAGCCUGCACAGUCUGCGACGUCAAAUAUGACUUCUAUGUGUCUUGCCGGGGACACCUCUUCUCACGGGGGCACUUGGCCCAGCUCAAGGAGGCCGUGGCAGCCCAGCUGAAGAGCGAGAGCAAGGGCUUUGAGGGGCCUGCAGCCCCUGCCCCCACGCCAGCACCCUUCACCCCAGCAGGGUCCCCCACAGCUACGGCUGCCCUCUCGUCCUCUUCUGCUGCCCCCCUGGGCUCCACGCUGCCAGGACGGUCCUUACCUCAGCACCUAACACCUGAAGAGCCCCAGCUCACCCCCGCCCCAGACACAGCUCCAACAGCCUCCGGGGAGGCCAACGUCAAAGUCAAGGCAGGACUCGCCGAAGGAACCCACCCCAACAUUGCACCUGUUGGGACUGGCCCAGAUGCCCCUACUCCUGGAGCACCUGUGGCCAUGGUGCCACUGCUGGGAGUCUCCGGUGCUGCCGGGCCUGACCCUGCCUCACCGGCUGUGGCUCUCAAAGCCCUCAAGGGAAUGAAGCCAGCAGUCCCAGCACUCCUGGGAGCCCAGUUCCUCCCAUUCCCAGUGCCAGCAGGCGGGACAGCACCGGCCUCACUCUUUGGUGGCCAGCUGCCUGGCGCCUACUUCCAGCAGCUUUACGGCAUGAAGAAGGGGCUCUUCCCGGUGAACCCAGUCGUACCUCAGACUCUCAUCGGCCUCCUGCCCCCCAGCCUCCUCCCGGCUCCCGAGCCCCCUGGCGUCUCUACGGUGGAUGUGGCCCACCGGUACCUUUGCCGCCAGUGCAAGGCAGCUUUUGACGGUGAGGAGGCGGCCGUCGCCCACCAGGCAGGCUUCUGCUUCCUGGGUCGCCCGGCUCCAGCCCCGCUCCGCCUCUCAGUGUGCACCUACCACUGCCUGGCGUGCGAGGUGCUGGUAAGUGGGCGCGAGGCGCUGGGCGCCCACCUGCGCUCCAGCGCGCACCGCCGCAAAGCUGGCAUGGCUGGGGGAAGCCCCCCUGGCCCCCCACCACCGCCCACCUCGGUAUUUGCCAAAGAGGAAGCAAAAUUACCUCACUCGGACCCCAGCCCGAAAAGGAACUCUACCUCGACCACACUUCUAGCUUUAUGAACAGGAUGAUGGACCCCCUCCCCCUUCCUCCCCCCCUGCACUGGAGAGGGGAGGGGGGCAACUGGGAACUCCCUGCCCUCCCUUGCCCUGGGAUAAUGCCCACUGCCAGCUCCCCCAACUCUUCCCCUUUCCCAGAGCACCCAAAGGCACCCACAGGUGAGGCUCCUAGACAUGGGGGGACACCUCCCCUCUGUAUCCCGGCCCCCUUACCCCACCCAUACCAACCACGCCAGGGAAGGGCUCUGCGUUGGCUCUCCUGACUCUUAUGUGGCUUCCUCACAUGCCCGUGACACAUGCCCACCCCCACCCUGGAGUCUUCCGCCCCUUCCAUAUUUAAUCCAGCUGCAGCUGCAUCCCCUGGGCUCUCUGUCACUGUCCACAUGGCCAUCUGGGUCAUGGAUGUCCCCUCCUACACUAACCUUCCCCUGGCCAGCCUCCACUCCACCCCACUCAGACCUACCCUCUUGUAGCCAAACCUCCACCCUAGUCUGUGUCCCUCCCCCUGUGCCCAAUGCACCCCACCAAUCUACCUCCCCCACCCCGUUAUUGCCUGCCCUGUCACCCACGCCCCGUACUGUGCUACCAACUGAGCAAGGCCAAAAAAAAGAUGGACAGAACACAAGAAAAGAACUGCAAACAAGGGAGAGGAGCCCUCCCCUCCGCUUUCCCCUCCCAACCCCAGCAUGCUUUGCCAGCCCCUGUCCCACCCUGUAUAGAACUCAUGGGGUUGUUGGAUGGACAGCCAGACCCAUGGAUGGACAGUGGUUCAGACAACAACUCAACAGGGGAAGGCAUAGGAGUGUCUGCUGUGCCCCAGCCUCCUUUCCCCUCCCCCCCCGCCCCACCUCUUUCCUCAUUGCUAAUGGCUCCUUUGAAAACCAACAAAAAAUAACCGACAACCACCUCGCUUUACACCCCCGUUGACCUCCUGCCAUGGUGCCAAGGGGAGGAAUGGGACAACCGAGACUUCUCUUCAAUGGCUUUAACUAAACACCCUCCCCCGAGUAUCUCCUCGUCCUCCUCCCUCACCCGGCAGCCCAUGUGGCAGCCACCCGUUCCUCAUGCUCGCCAAAACCGAACCAGAUGAAGACCACAGAAAGGAAAGCUAAUAAAACUGUCUCUGAAAUCCAAAGCUCUUUGAAAUAAACCCAACUGCAACCAAAAAAAAAAAAAAAAAAAGGCAACACAAAAGGAGAGAGAAAAAAGAAAAAGAACAAAAAAAAAAAACGCAACAUGAACAGUCACAAGAGAUGAAUAAAAAACCAACAAAGAAACAGCAUAAACCAACAUAAAAGCAAUGAAAACCAACAGAAAACCCAACAAGUAAAUCAAUAGAACCCAACAGAAAAUCCAUCAAAACCCAACACCAAGCAACAGGAAACCCAAGAAUCCAACAGGAAACCCAACAAAAUUCCAACCGAACCCAACAGAGAGCCCACAGGAAAUGCAACAAAACUCAACAGGAAACCCAACAGACCCUGCCCCCUCCCCGAAAAACCAACAGAAACACCAACAGAAAAAAAACCAACAAAAAAACAACUAAAAAGCCCCACAAAAUAAACUAACCAUGAACUGAAAGAACUAGAAAAAGUUAAAAAAAAAAAAACAACAAAAACUUGAAGGACUGUGAAAACAAAUGUCAAAAAAGGGGGAUUCUUUUCCUACCCGCUCCCAUUGACAUUUUUAUUUCCCUUUUCUCGUUGGUUUUUAACAAUGUUAUUUUUGGGGAUCCUCUCAUCAUCACUGAUGAUGUCUCCUAAUGUUCCCUCCCCCCCGCUUCCCCAAAGACAGGAAAAAAGGAUUAAUUUAUAUGAUGGAAAGUGGAUCUGACCCCUCUCCCCACCCUUGACACUGCCGGGAAGGGGAGGAAAUUCAGAAAUAACCAAACGAACUAUGAACUGGGCUGGAGAACUCAAUAAAACUUGGGAUUUCCCUCCCCCCCGCCCAGGUUUCAGCCCCACCUUCCAAAAGCCCCCACAUCCUUUGAAAACCCCCCUCAUCCCCAGGACUGACAGACUUUUGUUUGUUGUGUAUUUAAAGAAAGAGAAAGUAAAACAAAAAAGAGGGGGGGAAAAGAAAAAAAAAGUUCCAAAAAAAGGAAAUAAAAUGGUAUUUAAAAAAAUGAUAAUAAUUAUAAGAAGAAUAAGAAUAAAGAUUGACAUGAA